CAGGAUUGGAUCGGUGUGUGUGUGUCUGCGUGUGUGUGUUUUCCAACCCGUGAAGCGUUUAUAGUGCCGCACCCUGUCCUCUGUGCGUAAAACCUCCCACGUACAUCACCAUCAUCACACACCACGUUUCAUUCUCCCAGCAGCUCGGGACGAGCGGAGGAUAGCGGCUCACCUCGCGGACAGGUCGGACACAGAGAUGGGAGUGGAGCGGAGGCUGUUCUGGCUAUGACACGGACACACCGGGCGGGAAGGAUGGCUCUCACCAGCCGGGAAAUGAUGUGCUUGAUCGGAACCGCCUGCCUCUGGCUGCCGUUGUUGGCGGAGGUGGUGGCUGAGGACAGUUACUUAAACGAGGUGCAGAACUCAGUGCCUCUGUCCUGCUCUGAGGGAUUCACAGAGUUGGGAUACUACAACGGCACCGUGUCUCAGACAGACUCUGGCGCCCCCUGUCUGAAGUGGACAGAGUUUCCAGACUACGUGAUGCAGUACCCGGGCCGAGGGCUGGGUGACCACAGCUACUGCAGGAACCCGGACCGGGAGUCCAACCCCUGGUGCUUCUUCAGACAAAACUCUGGAGCCAUCGGCUGGGCCUACUGCGACUGCCACCAGGGUGCAGCACGUCUGGUUGGCAGCUCGUCUUCUGGCAGUGGGCGUGUCGAGGUCUACCUGAACGGCCAGUGGGGGGCGGUGUGUGACUCCCACUGGUCCGACAGAGACGCCAGCGUGAUCUGCAGGCAGCUGGGCCUGGGAGACAUAGGCACGGCCCUGCAGCACUCGCAGUUUGGCUCGGGCUCCGGCCUCUUCCACUACGAGCGCCUGGGCUGCCACGGGGACGAGAACGCUCUGAGUAAGUGUCGGAGCAGGACGUUCGUCACCGGUGACUGUAGCCAUGGAAACGAGGCGGCAGUGGUGUGUGCGCCGCCAGAAGGAAGCGGACCUCCGCUGCGAUUGGUCGGAGGCGAGGAAGACUUUGAAGGUCGAGUGGAGGUGUUUCAUGCAGGAAGGUGGGGCUCCGUCUGUGACGACCAGUGGGACGACAGAGAUGCAGAGGUGGUGUGCAGACAGCUCGGUUUUGGGGGUGUGGCGAAGGCCUGGUCGUGGGCUCAUUUCGGUCAGGGUUCGGGCCCGAUCCUGCUGGAUGCUGUGAAGUGCACAGGAAACGAGCUCUUCCUGGAUCAGUGCCCCCAUGGUGACUGGGAGCAGCACAACUGUGACCACAUGGAGGAUGCUGGGGUCUCCUGCAGCCCUUAUACAGACGGAGUGGUGCGCCUGGUCGGUGGAGACAGUCCCUGGGAGGGUCGGGUUGAAGUUUUCCACAACGGGGACUGGGGGACGGUGUGUGACGACCACUGGACCCAGCGGCAUGCAGAGGUGGUGUGCAGACAGCUGGGCUACAGGGGUCACGCUGAGGUUGUAUCAGACGGGAUGUUUGGUGAGGGCGUCGGUCUGAUCCUCCUGGAUGACGUUCACUGUGAGGGAUCCGAGACCUCCCUGCUGGACUGCUCACACGGGAUCUGGGGCCGGACCGACUGCUCCCACAGUGAGGAUGUCGGUGUCCGCUGCAGGAGCCGAUCCAGCCCAGAAACCAAUGAAGUGCCGGUCAUCGCACAUUCCACAGGUCCCCUGGUGCGUCUAGUGGGUGGCAGCAGCAGAAAGGAGGGUCGAGUCGAGGUGUAUCUCCAUGGUGACUGGGGAAGUAUUUGUGACUCAGGCUGGAACAACCUGAAUGCAGCCGUGGUGUGCAGACAGCUUGGACACAGUGGCGGAGCUGUCGCAGCUGGAGGGUUCGGUCAGGGGAAAGGGCCCAUCCACCUGGACCAGGUGAGAUGUACAGGCAAGGAGGAGUUCCUGGGAGAGUGUCCCUCUCUGGGCCAGAGCAUCCAGGGCUGCAGGCGCAGGGUGGAUGCAGGGGUGAGGUGUGACGUCACGCCGCGGGAGUCAGCAGUGCAGGCCAAGCCUCAAGAGCUGAGCUGUGGGCUGAGGAAGCUGGUGGAGGAGGACAGGAAAAGGAACCAGGGCGAGGAAAACAUGCUCAGGACCACGUGGCCGUGGCAGGUGUCAGUGUGGCUUCAGUCUGAAGAAGAAGAAGAAGGCGGUCCUCUCUGUAGCGGCACCCUGAUCAGCCCCUGCUGGGCCCUGACGUCUGCAUACUGUGUUAGCAGGUUUGGCAGCGAUCCGUCCAGGUACGUGGUGCGUGUCGGGGCCUCAGAGCAGACUCUGACCCCGGAGCAGGUGGUGGUUCACAGGAAGUUCAAAGGUCAGAGCGGAGGUCACGAUCUGGCUUUGUUGAAGCUACCCAGCACCAAGGGUCACUGUGGGACCUUUGACCCCAACACCAACGCAGCAUGCCUUCCCGAUGCAGACACAUCAGGGGGGAGCACUCCAUCCUCCUGUGUUGUAAUGAUCACUGCUGGCUGGACAGGACCAGACUCCGUUCUUGCAUCCUGGGUCCCUCUGAUGUCCUCAUGGCAAUGUAAGAAGCGAUAUGGCGACAGCUUCUCCAGCCACGGCACGCUGUGUGCUGGCAGUCCUCCAGACACCAGCCUACUCCAUGACGACAGCUGUCAGGGCAACUCUGGAGGCGGGCUGGUGUGUCAGGGGGAGACGGGCCGAUGGGUCCUCACCGGGGUCGUUGCUGGGGGUUACGGCUGUGCCGACCCCUCCUCUCCCGCGCUCUACACUCGAGUCAGUCGCUUCAGGAGCUGGAUCGAGGAGGUCAUCAACACACGGGCACAUCCGGAGGAGCCCCAGGCACACGCAAACACACCUGGCGAGGGCGAGGAUGAAGAUUACCAUGUGCCCGGCAAACACACGCACGACCAACAAGAAACGAAUGAAAUCAAUGAUAUUAAACACACACAGACUCAUCAUUCACACACCAAUCAGCACGUUAAAACACACACUAAAAGCACCCGCACACACCAUGUAGGGGUUGCCGACUCAAACACACAAAUUCUGGUCUGAUCGAGGCCGCGCCAUUGGCUUACCAUCUGUGCCAUGUGACCGCCUGAGGAGAGUUAAAGGAAGACGAAAAGUAAACUUUAAAAGAACGAUGCUCCUAACGUAGGUCUCUGUGCUCAUUUCCAAUCUGAACUCGGUGUUGUGUUUGCGGUUGCUAGUCGUCGGACGAGUACAGCAGUGUGGGCAGACCUGAGCGAGCUGCCAGGAGUGUGUGGGUGAUUCGUGGUGCUUUACAUGUGAGUUACAGCCUGUCGAGAGGCAGAGUGAUGGGGUCGGCAACGUUUAGGUUGAGCCUGGCAUGCUGAUCGGGGCCUUUCACUGAUAAUGAAAAUCAAAAAAAUCAGCAUGGCAUGUAUUUAAGGACAAUAGUGUUAAAAAUAUUCUGGGGAUAUUUUUAAGCCGGUCACACAAGAAUCUAUGCUAAAAUUCACUUAUUAUUGUGCGUCUUCUGUGUGUUUAGUAACAAGAAUCAACAAACUAACCACCAGAACAUCUAGAAUAAAGGCUGACUGUAAUAUCAUUGAUAUAUUAACGUAGAUCAAAACCUAAACUCCUGCAUCAGAUGUCACUACUCAGAUGUGGGUGAUGUUGCAUUUUUCCAACAGGGCUCGUCUCUUCAGGCUGUUGUCUUAUACCUUUACUGGUGAAAGUGCUGUUUAGACCCACGACUAAGCUAUUUAACUGAGGACCAUACCAGUGUUUGUUCAUGUUUUAGUGUAUUUAUUUUCAUUGCAAAUGACAUACUUAGUAUACCUGUGGAAUAUUUAAAAAAAAAAACAACUAAAGUUGUAUGGAGAUUCUUAUCUACAGUCAGUGCAUUAUGGAGGGGAAGCAGACAGGAGUACCAACAGGCAACAGCAAGAUGCAACAUUUUGCUGCUGCCCCCAUCUACAGCAUUAUAUUACUGAAAUUCCUUGUCUGCUACUGUCUGGUAUACACUGACUAUGGAUAAGUACUUCCUACAACUACGCCUCAAAGUUAAUUCAACUUGUUAGUAUCUGCAACCCCCAAACACAUCAAAUACAAGUCCAUUACUCUUUAAAUUGAGUGCACAAACAGCCAGACCUCUACAUUAUCUCAAAUGAAUCCAUAUAUUUUAAAACCCAGAGAAAUCUGUAAUUUUAGUCAUAAAUCAGUGUUUAUACAAUCUUAGUUGUUUGUUUGUUUUGUAUAUUCUAACAGGAUGAGGAUUUUUCGUCAAAAUGUGAAAGUAAGCAGCAGCAAUAGAGAAACACCUCUGCAGAUAUUAUGUCGCCCGGUGAAAACUAAAGGAGUCCUACCCAGGAGAAGCCAUGACAGCAUUGCUCUGUCAUUUGUUAUUGUUUUGACUGGCAGAAAAUGACUUAUUGCACGUUUAAGUGUACAUAUGUUGUAGUUGAAGAGCAAAAACAGUGGUAUGGUCCUUUCAAACUGUACAGGAAAAAUUCUCUCCUUUCAAAAGCCAUUGGAAGCUGACUGUCGGGUCGUAAAAUAUCUUUUUGUACUGAUUCCAGCAGGUGGCUCUAGAUAGAUAUAGAUGGAUAGAUAGCUACUAUUCCUGAGAUUAGAUAGUACGUGUUACUGCAUUCAUUCUUGACUGAAUUAGAUAGCCGAACAAGUUAAAUGUUGUCUGUUCUGUUGUGCUCUGAGCAGAUGUGCGAUCCAACCAGAAGAUGGCGACAUUGCUCUACUUUCACAAGGACAACACGGCCCUGAUGGUUCUUUUUAUACUGUUGCUAUAUGUGUACGGACUUGUGCUUUGAUGUACUGUAAACCAUUGUGUCGUGAAGCAUCUUGUAACCUGCAACUGCUGUUUCUCCAACAUGGACCUGUCCGAUGCCUGUUAUAAUCCUGUACAUAAACUCAAUCUUAUCACUACUCUGAGAAUUGAUGUGUUACCAUGCAGAUCCUGUAGGUUAAAUGUAAAUACUGUGUGUCUGCAGCUGGACGGCGAUGGAGCUGUGUAAACCCGUCAGCUGCUCCUCAGUGUAAUGUGCUGAAUCAUGGUUGAGUAUUAAAACAUAUACCUGGUGAGAACUG
Centropristis striata (black sea bass) is the source of this 4980-nucleotide messenger RNA. RefSeq names its product neurotrypsin-like. Gene Ontology annotation, molecular function: serine-type endopeptidase activity. NCBI's taxonomy places the organism in Eukaryota, Metazoa, Chordata, Actinopteri, Perciformes, Serranidae. Gene Ontology annotation, cellular component: membrane. Bases 226 to 2964 code for a protein of 912 amino acids. The transcript has 14 exons. Gene Ontology annotation, biological process: proteolysis. The record is from RefSeq and is a predicted model, not a curated record.